Ipomoea nil (Japanese morning glory) is the source of this 3651-nucleotide messenger RNA. RefSeq lists its product as uncharacterized. Gene Ontology annotation, molecular function: protein binding. The transcript has 3 exons. Lineage: Eukaryota; Viridiplantae; Streptophyta; Magnoliopsida; Solanales; Convolvulaceae. The record is from RefSeq and is a predicted model, not a curated record. The coding region runs from base 1 to 3651 and encodes 1216 amino acids.
AUGGUUGACAAUAGUCAGGGGCCGGGUGGUGGUGGUACAGGUAAUACGGUAUGGCGGGCCCUCUCAGCUGGCCGGACCACCCCGGUGCCGGUUCCCUGGGGCCCGAGAAGGGGGAGGGAAAGGGCUUGGUCAGAUUCUGACGUGCCGGUGUCUGGUCAUGAGCGUGAGGAGUGGGCCCCGGAGUCGGGGUCAGACUCUGAGGAUCGGGUGCUUGCUGGUGUAGGCCCGGUAAUUCCGAAGCACUUUGUGUUCCUGAACGUGUGGAUUAAGCACGACGAUUUUCUGAGGGUGGUGCGUGAUAGCUGGCAGGUUCCUGUAGAGGGGGCCCCUAUGUUUGUAAUAGCCACCAAGUUGAAUAGGUUGGGGAAAGUUCUGAGCACCUGGAGCAAGACUGUAUUUGGGGAUAUCUUUGUGAAGCUCCGGGAGUAUGAGGAUAGUGUUCAGGCCCUAGAGGCUGCCUUACAGCAACACCCGGAGGAUGAGAAUGCUUUAAUUGAAUAUAAAAAGGGUGUUGCUUUGUUACAGAAACAGAUUGCUAUAGAAGAAGAUUUUUGGCAGCAGAAGGCGCGUAUCACCGACGUUCAGGAUGGGGAAAGAAACUCCCGGUUCUUUCACUCAGUUGUUAAGGAACGUAGGCGAAAGCUAUAUAUACACAGAGUGAAGGGUGGUGACGGUGUGUGGCUAGAGGAUAGGCAAGGGAUUGCUAAUCAAGCGGUCUCUUUCUUUGAGCAUAUGUUCACCGCGGAGGUUGGGGGUUUUGAUUUGACUAGGCUGGACUGUGUCCCACGGUUGGUUACAGAGGAGGAUAAUGAGGUUUUGACGGCGGUGCCUGAGGUGGAGGAGGUGAAGGCGGUGGUAAUGCAGAUGAACUCUACGAGUGCGGCAGGGCCGGAUGGUUUCUCGGGGGCCUUCUAUAAGGCUUGCUGGGAUAUUAUUCAGGAUGAUGUUGUUAGCAAGGUUCGGAGCUACUUUGCGGGACGGGAAUUUACCAGGGCUAUCACGCACACAUCUAUCGUCCUGUUGCCGAAGAAGCCGAGUCCGGAGAUUUUUGCGGACUACAGACCCAUCAGCCUAUGCAACUUCAGUAGUAAGCUUAUCACGAAGCUCAUGGUGGUUCGGAUGGCUACAGUCUUGCCUCGGGUGUUGUCACCGCAGCAGAGUGGGUUUGUGGCGGGCCGGUCUAUUACAGAUAAUGUGCUUCUAGCGUCUGAGAUGUGCCACGGGUUGAGCUUGCAGAACCGGGACAUAGUCCUUAAGUUAGACAUGGCUAAGGCUUAUGACCGGGUAUCAUGGUUUUUCCUGACUUCGGUGAUGCGCCGCCUGGGUUUCAGUGAGGUCUGGAUAGAUAUGGUGUUCCGGGCCGUGUCUAACGUGUGGUAUUCAGUGAUUGUGAAUGGAGUCAAAGAGGGCUUCUUCACGUCUAUGCGAGGUCUUAGGCAAGGGGACCCGCUGUCCCCGACUCUGUUUGUGAUUGCAGCUGAGGUCUUGUCGGUGUACAUUGCGCGGGUCUAUGAUGGCACUACGGUGCCCCGGUUUACACAGCCGCCACGGACACCACAUAUUCACCACCUGGCCUAUGCGGACGAUGUUAUUAUUUUUAGUACGGCCAGGUUGAGAGCUAUUGAGGUCGUGAUUGGGGCGUUAAAGGAGUACGAGGAGAUCUCGGGACAGUUGGUGAGCUUUCAGAAAAGUGCGUUUUACAUGCACCCUCGUACUCCGGCCCACGAGAUUGAGCAGAUUUGCCAGGCAACGGGCUGUAUGCAUAAACAGUUUCCUUUUACAUACUUGGGCUGCCCGGUGUAUAUAGGCCGUAAAAAGUGUAUCUACUUUGCCUCGGUGAUUGAUAAAGUUAAGGCUAGAUGCUUGAGUUGGCAAUGCCGGCUGCUCUCGAAGGGCGGUAAGGCAAUCUUGAUCUCUUCAGUCUUGCAGGCCAUACCGUUGCACAUAUUUUCGGCCUGCGCUCCGCUUAAGCAGGUCAUACGGGAUCUGGAGAGAUGUUAUGCGAGUUUUUUCUGGAAACAGUCAGGGGGCGCCCGGUACCACUGGAGUUCGUGGAAAACCCUCUCUCGUCCUAAGAAGGAAGGGGGGGUGGGGUUCAUGGAUUUAGACUUGAUGGUAAGGGCGGCCAGUGCUAAAUUGUGGUGGAAUUUCCGGACAGAUCAUACUUUAUGGUCGGACUUUAUGAGGGCGAAAUAUUGCAGUCGGGUUCACCCGGUUGCUAAGUUGGUUCAGAAUAGAGAUUCGCACACCUGGAAGAGGAUGCUGGCGGUACGUGAUGAGGUCGAGGGGGUUCUCACUUGGCGGUUGUUCCAAGGCCGGGUUAGUUUCUGGUGGGACAACUGGUCGGGUCUGGGCCCACUUGGCAGGCUUUAUCCACACCGGGGGGUUUCCUACUCCCGGGAGUUGCUUCUAGACUAUGUGCGGGAUGGCCAGCUUGAUUUGACAGGCCACGAUGACUUGGCAUUUGCUGGGAUUGGGGUGGACCUGUCCCGCUUGGGGCAGGGCCCGCGUGAUAUCCCACUCUGGACCGUGGCGUCCGACGGUAUGUUUUCUUAUUCCUCUGCUAAGGCCUUUCUUAGGCCUGCUUUGCCCACUGCACCGGACCCGCUCUUAGCUAAGUGUUGGCGCAAGCACCUUCCUUUUAAGGUGUCCUUCCUAGCUUGGAGGGUCUUCCGAGGGCGGCUUCCCACGGAUGACAUCUUGGCCCGUUUCGGUCAUGCGAUCGUCUCGAGGUGUCGGUGCUGUCCAGCCCCGGUCCCCGAGUCUAUUGAUCACAUCUUUUAUUCUGGGGAAACAGCAAGAGCUGCUUGGAGAUAUGUUUUGGCGUCCCUCGGCCUCUACUUGCGACACCGAAGUCUUAGGACUUUAAUUGCAGGAUGGGGUCGGGCGGGGGCGCGUAACCCUCUUUUGUCUUUUGUUGUUUGCAGGUUGCCGUAUCUGGUGUUGUGGGAGCUGUGGAAGCACCGUAAUGGGUGCAUGUACGGCCGAGACACACCCAGCGUUGCACGGGUGAUGCAUGGGGUGGCAAAGGGGGUGGCGGAAUGCCUGUUUAGGCGUUGGCCCGUGCAGCAUAUCCUGCCCUCUAACUGGAGGACUAUUGUGGCAUACUUGGAGGCACAUGUGCCGAGGCGUGUUAUUAGGACGGUCAGGUGGUCUCCCCCGGUUGCCGGGGCGUUAAAGAUCAAUCUUUCUCGAUCUUCGGCAGCUGGGGGGGCUGCGGCCGUGGUGCGCAACCAGGAGGGUGGCUUCUGCUACGGGGUUGCGUGGUCUGGCCACGGGGAGCACGCCCGGGGAAUGUUCCGGGCCCUUUUCUCUUGCCUGGAAUGGUGCCUGGCCGGGGGAACUACUUUGAUUGAUAUAGAGUCCACUUGGCCGGAGUUGGCUAGCUACGUUGAUAUCUCUGUUCGUCCGCCGUGGAUUCUAGAUGAUGUUGUGACCAGACUCCGGUUUCUGUGUUCCUGUGGGGUGGUUACUGCUUCUGUGUGCCCGUCCAGGGCCAAUAUGCCUGCACAGGCGCUAGCUAACUGGGCGGUGGAUACGCCGGGGGAGGCCAUCUUUCGGAGCCUCAAUGAUCUGCCACGUAGGGUCCGUGCUUUACUGAUACAUGAUGAUGUGCCCUAUGUGUUUUUUGAUAUUGAUGAUCCCCCGUGA